This is a messenger RNA of Aureobasidium musti, 885 nucleotides long. The record is from the annotation of a GenBank genome assembly. NCBI's taxonomy places the organism in Eukaryota, Fungi, Ascomycota, Dothideomycetes, Dothideales, Saccotheciaceae.
UUACUUCAAUAUCAAAAAAUCACAACAAUCUACAAUCCCUCAAACAUGGCAUCAAGUCUAGUACAUCUACCAGAAAUCGAGCGGAUCAGCUCGCGCGUAAUCAGAAUACUAGGCGGCAAUCCAGGAAAGGAUAUCACAGGAACAAAUACCUACCUAGUAGGCCAAGGACCCAAACGCCUUCUAAUCGACACAGGAGAAGGAAAGCCCUCCUGGAUAACCUCGCUAAAAUCAACACUCGAGCAAGAAAAAGCCUCCAUCGAUAAAGUGAUUCUAACACACUGGCAUCCGGACCACGUAGGGGGAGUUCCCGACCUAGUCUCCCACAACCCCAACAUCCAACUCUACAAGAACCAACCAACAGGAAAUCAGAGCGACAUCAGCCAUGGUCAAGUCUUCAAAACCCAGGGUGCUACUUUGAGAGCUUUCCACUGUCCGGGUCAUACGACCGAUCACAUGGCUUUGAUUCUAGAAGAGGAAGAUGCAAUGUUCACCGGCGACAACGUGCUGGGACAAGGAACAGCAGUAUUUGAAGAUCUGGCUGCAUACAUGAACAGUCUGCAAAAGAUGCAAGAGGAAUUUUCUGGUCGCGCUUAUCCGGGACAUGGACCUGUGAUUGAGGAUGGAAAGGCCAAGAUACGCGAGUACAUUUCACAUCGACAGGAAAGAGAGGGUCAGAUUGUGGAUGUUUUGGGUCGAGAGGCUCAGGACGGGAAGAAAGGAUGGCAGUCGAUGGAUAUGGUCAAGGUCAUCUACAAGGGCUACCCUGAAAACCUGUACGCACCGGCAGAAAAGGGUGUUUUGCAAGUGUUGGACAAGUUAAAGAAGGAAGGGAGGGUUCAUGAGGAUGAGGGAGUAUGGUUCUUGCAGUCAAAGCCUGCUCUGUGA